UGGAACUCGGGGCCUGACUGAGUCUCCGGGGGCUUCAGGCACCCCAAAACAGCCCCUUAACAUGGGUCUGGAGGCCCCAAGGCAGCUGGCUACAGAGGAGGCCCCGGUCCUGGUGGCCCUGCGUGUCCGCCCGCUGCUGCCGAAGGAACUGCUUCAUGGCCACCAGAGCUGCCUGCUGGUGGAGCCGGCUGAGGGCCGCGUCACGCUGGGCCGAGACCGCCACUUCAGCUUCCACCUGGUGCUGGACCAGGCUGCAGGGCAGGAGGCUGUGUACCAGGCCUGCGUGCAGCCACUUCUUGAUGCCUUCUUCGAGGGCAUCAACGCUACUGUCUUUGCCUAUGGCCAGACGGGCUCGGGCAAGACCUACACCAUGGGGGAGUCCAGUGUAGCCUCCCCCCACGAGGACGAGCAGGGCAUCAUCCCCAGGGCCAUGGCCGAGACCUUCAAGCUCAUCGAUGAGAAUGAUCUGGACUGCCUGGUGCACGUGUCCUACCUGGAGGUCUACAAGGAGGAGUUCCGCGACCUGCUGGAGGUGGGCACGGCCAGCCGGGACAUCCAGCUCCGGGAGGACGAGCGUGGGAAUGUCGUGCUGUGUGGAGUGAAGGAGGUGGACGUGGAAGGCCUGGACGAGGCGCUGAGCCUCCUGGACGUGGGCAAUGCGGCCCGGCACACGGGUUCUACCCACCUCAACCGCCUGUCCAGCCGCUCGCACACUGUCUUCACCGUGACCCUGGAGCAACGGGGCCGAGCUCCCAGCCGCCUGCCACGGCCCCCGCCGGCCCAGCUGCUCGUGUCCAAAUUCCACUUCGUGGACCUGGCGGGCUCGGAGCGUGUGCUCAAGACGGGCAGCCGCGGGGAGCGACUCCGGGAAAGCAUCCAGAUCAACAGCAGCCUCUUGGCGCUGGGCAAUGUCAUCAGUGCCCUGGGUGACCCCCAGCGCCGAGGCAGCCACAUCCCCUACCGCGACUCCAAGAUCACACGGAUCCUCAAAGACUCCCUGGGUGGCAAUGCCAAGACAGCCAUGAUCGCCUGUGUCAGCCCCUCUGCAUCUGACUUCGACGAGACCCUCAACACCCUCAACUAUGCCAGCCGCGCGCAGAACAUCCGCAACCGUGCCACCGUCAACUGGCGACCUGACGUCUCUGCCCAGCGUGCCACCGAGGAGGCAGCGGGCACCAGCGUGCCUGUGCCACCGCGCCACCGCUCCGAGACGCGCAUCAUACACCGAGGCCGCUGUGCUCGCUCGGGCCCGGCCAAUGCCAGUGCCAACGCUGCCUCGGUCUCCCUCUCGGUGUCCUCCGAGGCUGCCCCGUGCCUGGGCUCCGAGUGCGCACGGUACCGGGCCCGAAGCGACGCCGCCUGCAGCCUCCUGCGCCAGCUGCAGAGCGAGCCUGGACUGCCUGGCACCGCGGCCCGCAAGGUCCGUGCCUGGCUGUGCGCUUUGGAUGGCGAGCGCAGCACCUUGAGCUCCGCGUCGGGGCCCGACAGUGGCAUCGAGUGUGUGUCCUCGGAGGAGCCAGGGCCGCAGGGGCCCCGAGAGGGUCAGGAGGAUGAGGCGGCCCCACAGCUGCUGGCCCUGCAGAGCCAGGUGGCCCGCCUGGAAGAGGAGAACCAAGAUUUUCUGGCAGCGCUGGAAGAUGCCAUGGAACAGUAUAAAUUGCAGAGCGACCGGCUACGGGAACAGCAGGAGGAAAUGGCGGAGCUGCGGUUGCGGCUGGAGCUGGUGCGGCCUGGCUGGGGCAGAGCUGGGCUCCCUCCAGCCGACUUCUUCUUGCCUCGACCUCACACUGCCCCCCUGGGGGGUACCCAGGGGCUUGUGCUGGGCGCGGUACCACCAGCCUGCGUCUCCAAAAAGGAAGCUGGGCCUGAGAACUGGCGAGAGGUGACAGGGGACAAGGAGCCUGGGACUGUGCUGCUGUCAGAGACGGACCGAUUGGAAAGAGGCUCUUCCACCUCGGAGGAGGAGGAAGAGGAGGACGAGGAGCUGAAGCAGGACCUGGCGUUUGGAAGAAACGGCCUCAGCAAGUGGGAACAGAGGGAGAGCCACACGACCCUCGUGGGACCCCGAGCAGGAGAGAGCCAGGCCGCCCCUUGGCCCCACCAGCCCCCGGCUGCCUCAGCCUCCGAGUGGCGUUUGGCUCAGGCGCAGCAGAAGAUUCGAGAAUUAGCCAUCAACAUCCGCAUGAAGGAAGAGCUCAUUGGAGAGCUGGUCCGCACAGGGAAGGCGGCCCAGGCCCUUAACCGCCAACACAGCAGGCGCAUCCGGGAGCUGGAGCAGGAGGCCGAGCGCGUGAGGGCCGAGCUGAGCGAGGGGCAGCGGCAGCUGCGGGAAUUAGAGGGCCGGGAGCCUCGGGAUGCCAGUGAGCGGUGCCAGCUCCAGGAGUUCCGCCAGCGGGUGGCCGCUGCUCAGAGUCAAGUGCAGGUACUGAAGAAGAAGAAGCAGGCGACCGAGCGGCUGGUGUCGCUGACGGCGCAGAGCGAGAAGCGGCUGCAGGAGCUGGAGAGGAGCGUGUAUCUCAUGCGGCAGCAGCAGGGCAAGCUGCAGAGGCGCCUGCGUGAGGAGACGGAGCAGAAGCGGAGACUGGAGAUGGAGAUGAACAAGAGGCAGCACCGUGUUAAGGAGCUGGAGCUAAAGCAUGAACAGCAGCAGAAGAUCUUGAAGAUCAAGACGGAGGAGAUCGCUGCCUUCCAGAGGAAGGGACGCAGUGGCAGCAAUGGCUCCGUGGUCAGCCUGGAGCAGCAACAGAAGAUCGAGGAGCAGAAGAAGUGGCUGGACCAGGAGAUGGAGAAAGUGCUGCAGCAGCGACGGGCGCUGGAGGAGCUGGGGGCCGAGCUGCACAAGCGAGAGGCUAUUCUGGCCAAGAAGGAGGCCCUGAUGCAGGAGAAAACGGGCCUGGAGAGCAAGCGCCUCCGGUCCAGCCAGGCCCUAAGCGAGGACAUCGUCCGGGUAUCCAGUCGCCUGGAGCACCUGGAGAAGGAGCUUUCGGAGAAGAGCGGGCAGCUGCGGCAGGGCAGUGCCCAGAGCCAGCAGCAGAUUCGUAGUGAGAUCGACACCCUGCGCCAGGAGAAGGACUCGCUGCUUAAGCAGCGGCUGGAGAUCGACAGCAAACUGCGGCAGGGCAGCCUGCUGUCCCCUGAGGAGGAGCGAACACUCUUCCAGCUAGAUGAGGCCAUCGAGGCCCUGGAUGCCGCCAUCGAGUACAAGAACGAGGCCAUCACGUGCCGCCAGCGGGUGCUGCGGGCCUCCGCGUCGCUGCUGUCGCAGUGCGAGAUGAACCUCAUGGCCAAGCUCAGCUACCUGUCGUCCUCGGAGACCAGGGCCCUGCUCUGCAAGUACUUCGACAAGGUGGUGGCGCUGCGGGAGGAUCAGCACCGGCAGCAGACGGCCUUCCUGGAGCUGGAGCUGCAGCUGGAGGAGCAGCAGCGCCUGGUGUUCUGGCUGGAGGCGGCCCUGGAGCGGCAGCGUCUGCAGACGGACCGACAGCUCACCCUGCAGCAGAAGGAACAUGAGCAGAGCAUGCAGCUGCUACUGCAGCAGAGCCGAGAUCACCUAGGAGAAGGGUUGGCUGACAGCAAGCGGCAGUAUGAGGCCAGGAUUCAGACUCUGGAGAAGGAGCUGGGGCGCCAUAUGUGGCUGAACCAGGAGCUGAGACAGAAGCUGGGUGCUCAAGCUGGGGCCCAGGGCAGGGGUGGGGACAAGCGGGCCGUGUGCCUGGAGAGCCGGCAGCACCCCAGUGUUGAGGAUGAACUCCACGCAGUGGCGCCCGAACUGCCCUGUCACUCGGAGGGCACCGGCCGUGGCCCCUGGGAAGAGACGAGGGACUUGGUCCACGCCCCGUUACCUCUAACAUGGCGGCGCUCCAGUGCGUGCAUUGAGGAGCAGGCUGGCUCUGAGGAUCUAAGGCAGCGGGAGGCAGUGGAGCCCCCCCUGGGCCCGCCUUGGAGCCUCGCACCCUUGGCCAAGCCCCGUCGAAAGGCCAGCCCCGGGAUGAUCGAUGUCAGGAAGAACCCCCUGUAGGCCACAGGCAGGGCCACCUUCCUGGAAAGGACCAGGAGCUCAGAGCGGGGCCA
Messenger RNA from Suncus etruscus (white-toothed pygmy shrew), 4071 nucleotides. It is a transcript of the gene KIF7, whose product is annotated as kinesin family member 7. Gene Ontology annotation, molecular function: ATP binding; microtubule binding; microtubule motor activity. Gene Ontology annotation, biological process: microtubule-based movement; mitotic spindle organization. The transcript has 19 exons. NCBI's taxonomy places the organism in Eukaryota, Metazoa, Chordata, Mammalia, Eulipotyphla, Soricidae. The record is from RefSeq and is a predicted model, not a curated record. The coding region runs from base 62 to 4018 and encodes 1318 amino acids.